AUGGCCCAAGGCACAGUCAAAAACCUUGGCCGGGUGGCCCCCGCCAAGAUCGUACACUCUAAGCGCCAAGCAUCCAAGGUGCACAAGCCCAAGCAGACAAAGAAGAACGUCGAUAAGGUCCACAGGAAGUUCACAAGCGGCAUGACAGCGCAAACCGAAAAGCUCCUAAGUGAGCGCGCGGGACAUCUCGAGUUGCUCGGACAGAAGAAGAAGAAGGAAGAAAACAAGAAGAAGGAUAAGAGGACAACAACAAAGGGUGGUUCAAAGAAGUUUGGUUAA
Fusarium venenatum is the source of this 279-nucleotide messenger RNA. RefSeq lists its product as uncharacterized. Lineage: Eukaryota; Fungi; Ascomycota; Sordariomycetes; Hypocreales; Nectriaceae. The record is from RefSeq and is a predicted model, not a curated record.